AUGGACGAACGCAAUGAACCAGAUGUAAAUUGGAAAAACGACUUUAAGUGGCUUGAUAUCAAAAAAGAAGAAGAAAUAUUCGUGAUGUAUUGCAGAAUAUGCCAUGAAGCUAAAAAAAAAAAUGCAUUCGCUAAUGGCUGUAAAAUAUAUAAAAGAGAUUAUCUGGUCCGACAUCAAGCUAUAGCUGAUCAUAAACAACUGGUUAAUUUAAAUAAAUAUCAAACUAGAAUUGAAACCUUCCUAGUACCAUCAAAAAGAAAACCAACUCACAUAUCACCACCACCAAGUCAAUCACCAAGUCAGUCACCAAGUCAGUCACCAAGUCAGCCGCCAAGUCAGCCGCAAACUCCGUCACCAAGUCAGCCACAAACUCCGUCGCCAAGUCAGCCGCAAACUCCGUCACCAAGUCAGCCGCAAACUCAGCCGCAAACUCCGUUGCCAACAAAAAAAAAAGAUUUAGGAAUCAUGUGCAACCAAAAUGAAAUCAUUAUAGAAGGAAAUCACAACGAAUAUAUUUAUAUGGACGAUUUUCAAUGUUUAUACAAAGGAAUCACCACUGGAAAAUUUAAAUUAAACAUCAAGGUAUUAAAUACCAUUGAUCACAAUGAAAAGGUUGAAGUAAACAUCAACCAUGGUAUCAUUGAAAUCAUUUUUAAAAAACUUAAAUUUAGAAAAAUAGAAAUUAUUUAA
Messenger RNA from Entrophospora sp. SA101, 690 nucleotides. The record is from the annotation of a GenBank genome assembly. NCBI's taxonomy places the organism in Eukaryota, Fungi, Glomeromycota, Glomeromycetes, Entrophosporales, Entrophosporaceae.